Messenger RNA from Ectocarpus siliculosus, 1293 nucleotides. The record is from the annotation of a GenBank genome assembly. Lineage: Eukaryota; Phaeophyceae; Ectocarpales; Ectocarpaceae.
AUGGCCAAGAACACAAGAGCGGCGUGCCGUCAUCCAGACUGUACUAAGCAGGCAAUAUUCGGUGCGCCGGGCAAGAGACCCGAGUUCUGCAGCCAUCACGUCCAGGACGACACUAUGGUCGACAGAAAGAACCCCAGGUGCGGUCACCUAGGGUGCGGCAAAGUGGCGUCGUUCGGCGUGGCGGGUAGCACGAAACGCGAGUUCUGCGGCCGGCACGCUCCCCGCCCUACCAUGGUGGACCUCGUCAACGUUUCGAAGUGUGGUCACCCGGGCUGCGCCAAGCACCCGUCGUACGGCGUCGAAGGUAGCAAACAGGCUCAGUUCUGCUCGGCGCACGCGCCUGAAGGAAUGACUAACCUUCGUUCGAAGAGAUGCAGCCAUCAAGGCUGCACCAAGCAGCCGUCGUACGGCGCCCAGGGAACAAAUAAGGCAGAGUUCUGCCUUCUUCACGCUUCCCCGGGGAUGGUCGACGUGUCCAGCAGGAAGUGCAGUCACCCAGGGUGCACAAAGCAUCCGUCGUUUGGUAUAGACGGCGACAACAGGGCCAGGUUCUGCCUCAAUCACGCUUCACCGGAGAUGGUCAACGUCGUUCGCAGGCGAUGCAAGACCCAAGGAUGCAUGGCGAAACCGUCACAUGGGGCCGAAGGCACCAAACGGGGUGAAUUCUGCCGCCGGCACGCGCCGCCUGGUAUGGUCAACGUUGUUUCCAAAAGAUGCGAGCACUCCGGGUGCUCCACUCUCGCCUCGUUCGGCACCGAGGGUAGCAAAACGCCUCGGUUCUGCAAGCGGCACGCGCCGCAGGGGACGUUCAACGUGUCCAAGAAUAGGUGCAGGCACCAAGACUGUUGGAAAGAAGCGUCGUACGGCGAGCCAGGGAAACGCCUCAAGGUCUUCUGCGCUCUCCACCGUACAGUCGGCUCGGUGGGUUUGAAUACAUUGAAGAAGAGGGCCGGCGGGCGUGAGCGUGGGAGCUCGGCAGGGAAUGGCGAAAUUAAGCUAGAGCAAGGUGCGGAACCCUUCGUGGGCUUCGUGACAAAACGAAGGAGACUGAACGGACUCGCCGCAAGUUUGGCUCCAGGUGGGAAAGCGUUUCGAUUCGUUGCAGCAGGCCGAUUAUCGUUGGGAUUUUGGAGGGUGAAUAAGGUGGUUGCUUCUGUCCAUGCGUUCGCCAUCGUGUCGAAACCACUCGCCACGGUUCUGGACGACACAGACCGGUGCUCUCGUGGUUUGGAUGUUUGUCUCAGCCUUUCCUCGUCUGCAGCAGUGGGUCGUUGCUCGAUCACAACCCAUUGA